CCCUCCCUCUAAAAGCACUCUGUGUGGGGAACAUGAGAGCCAGACCAAAGCUCAGAGGAACCCACCUGGACCUCCACCCAGCUCUGUGUCCUUACAGAGUGACACGUCUGAAGAUCGCGUCAUUGAAUUUAAAGUCCAGCCUGUGUCUCCUGCAGAGAGAGUGGACCAGGAGAGCUCAGAGCUUCCCAGUGGUCAGGCUGCCCAGCAGCAUCAAACACAGCUGGACUCCAUAUUUAUGGUCUUGGAAGACAAAAUGAUCACUUUUGUAAAAGAAGAACUUAAAAAGAUACAGAAGGUUCUGAAUCCAGAUUAUGCAGAAUGCUCACAGAGUCAGAGGGAGAAAAACCAGGCAUUCAAGGGAACCUUAAUUAGGAACGCUGAGUGGACUAAGCAUAAACUUAAAUCUACUUUGAAGGAGAAGUUCCAGUGUGUGUUUGAGGGGAUCGCUAAAGCAGGAAACCCAACCCUUCUGAAUCAGAUCUACACAGAGCUCUACAUCACAGAGGGAGAGACUGCAGAGGUCAAUAAUGAACAUGAGGUCAGACAGAUUGAAACAGCAUCUAAGAAGCUAGACAAUUUGGAGUCUACAAUCAGACAUGAAGACAUCUUUAAAGGCUCACAUGAAAAAGAUGAACCAAUCAGAACAGUGCUGACAAAGGGAGUGGCUGGCAUUGGGAAAACAGUCUUAACACAGAAAUACAGCCUGGACUGGGCUGAAGACAAAGCCAACCAGGACAUCCAGUUCAUAUUUCCAUUCACUUUCAGAGAGCUGAAUGUGCUGAAAGAGGAAAAGUUCAGCUUGGUGGAACUUGUUCAUCACUUCUUUAAAGAAACCAAAGAAGCAGGAAUCCGCAGCUUUGAAGACUUCCAGGUUGUGUUCAUCUUUGAUGGUCUGGAUGAGUGUCGACUUCCUCUGGACUUCCACAAAACUACAAUCCUAACUGACCCUAGAAAGUCCACCUCAGUGGAUGAGCUGCUGAUAAAUCUCAUCAGAGGGAACCUGCUUCCCUCUGCUCGCCUCUGGAUAACCACACGACCUGCAGCGGCCAAUCAGAUCCCUCCUGGAUGUUUUGACAUGGUGACAGAGGUCAGAGGGUUCACUGACCCACAGAAGGAGGAGUACUUCAGGAAGAGAUUUAGGGAUAAAAAGCAAGCCCACAGAAUCCUCUCCCACAUCAAGACAUCACGAAGCCUCCACAUCAUGUGCCACAUCCCAGUCUUCUGCUGGAUCACUGCUACAGUUCUGGAGGAUGUGCUGAAAACCAGAGAGGGAGGACAGCACUUGGUGGCUGUAACCUCUCAGAGAGAAGCUGUGAAGCUCUGUCCUCUGUUCUCAGCUCACAGUCCUCUAAUCUGA
Oreochromis aureus is the source of this 1357-nucleotide messenger RNA. Its product is annotated as protein NLRC3-like. The transcript is spliced from 6 exons. NCBI's taxonomy places the organism in Eukaryota, Metazoa, Chordata, Actinopteri, Cichliformes, Cichlidae. The record is from RefSeq and is a predicted model, not a curated record. Bases 236 to 1357 code for a protein of 373 amino acids.